AUUGACCUCUUAUAAUUGAAAGGUCAAAAUGUAGAUGUACUAUCUGUAUCUUAACAUCGUCUCUUGCAAAGUUAUUAAAGCAUAACGAAAACGAGACAAAUAAAAACUAAUCAUAUUUAUACGAUAAAGGACGAGAAUAAACUGUUCAUUAGUCAGGAAUACAGGGUAUUUUAUUGUGUAUGCUGUGUCAUAAAAAAUGGAUUCUGAAAGAAAAACAGCAGACGGCACGCCGGAAGCUGAUGUUGAGGUUGAGGAAACGAAGUAUGUUCUAUACGGUGUUGAAGACGUUCCUUCCCCGCCAGUGUGUUUUAUUUUUGGCUUACAGCAAGCUAUAAUGUGCAUUGGAGGGACUUUAUCUUUGCCAUACCUUAUACCAGGAUAUAUAUGUGCCGAAGGGAACUAUGACGUCACAGCCAAGCUGAUGAGUAUAACUCUAUUCAUGUGUGGUGUCGCAACAAUUCUCCAGACAUUAUUUGGUAUCAG
Molecule: messenger RNA, 483 nt
Organism: Ruditapes philippinarum (Manila clam)
Lineage: Eukaryota; Metazoa; Mollusca; Bivalvia; Venerida; Veneridae
Product: solute carrier family 23 member 2-like
Biological process (GO): transmembrane transport
Cellular component (GO): membrane
Molecular function (GO): transmembrane transporter activity
Source: RefSeq, a predicted model, not a curated record